AAACCCACGAGCCCGUACCAUUUGGUUCCAUUUGAAUAAUAAAAGGGACUUCGCCAUUUUAGAAGCCAUAACUCAAGAAAAAAAUGGCAGAUGAGAACGCAGUGACACCCACCAGAAACCCCAUUAAAAUCCCAGUUGGGAAUAGUGCUGCACAAAAGCGAAGGCAAAAUGCAGUUUCAGUGGGUAAAGAAAGAAGAGAAGCUUUGUUUCGAACCAAACGGCUAUGUAGAGUGGCAGUUAGCAGCGAGAGGGAUGUUCUUGAUGGUGAUAGUGACAUGUUGAUUGAAGAAGAGCAAUCCAUUUUAGAGGCCCAGACGUCUUCUGCUGUUGAAGAAUUGAAACUUGCAGUCGCCUUUCAGGGAAAAGGUGCAGUCCAAAAGAGGGUGAAUGCUCUACGCGAGUUAAGACGUUUAUUGUCCAAAUCUGAGUUUCCUCCCAUUGAAACUGCUAUUAACUCUGGAGCAAUAUCUUUACUUGCACAAUGUCUUUCGUUUGGCUCCCAAGAUGAACAGUUGCUUGAGGCUGCUUGGUGCCUUACAAACAUAGCCGCUGGAAAGCCUGAGGAAACGAGAGCAUUGUUGCCGGCAUUACCGUUACUUAUAGCUCAUAUUGGAGAGAAGAGUUCCAUGCCUGUUGCCGAGCAGUGUGCAUGGGCAUUAGGAAAUGUUGCUGGUGAAGGGGAAGAGCUUAGACAUAUUCUUAUUUCUCAAGGAGCCUUACUUCCUCUUGCAAAAAUGAUGUUGCCAAACAAGGGUUCAUCAGUUCAAACUGCUGCUUGGGCGUUGUCAAACCUGAUCAAGGGACCGGACCCAAAAGCUGCAACGGAACUCAUAAAAGUCGAUGGUCUAGUGGAGGCAAUACUAAGACACUUGAGAAAAUCGGACGACGAGUUAGCAACUGAAAUAGCAUGGGUUGUCGUGUAUCUCUCAGCUCUUUCAACAAUUGCUACUAGCGUGCUUGUGAAGACUGAUCUUCUUCAUUUACUAAUCCAACGGCUGGACUCGUCAAAUAGUCUGCAACUACUCAUUCCGGUGCUACGGAGUUUAGGUAAUCUCAUUGCAGGUGAUGCUUACACUACUAAUGCCGUUCUUAUUGUCGGACAUGAAAUCACAGAUAAUAUUAUACGGGCAUUAAGCAAGUGUCUGAAAAGUGAGCAUCGUGUCUUAAAGAAGGAAGCUGCUUGGGUGUUGUCAAAUAUAGCAGCAGGGUCUGUGGCUCACAAGCAGUUGAUAUACAAGAGUGAAGCAGUGCCGUUAUUAGUAGAGCUUCUGUCAACAGCGACAUUUGACAUAAAAAAGGAAGUGGCAUAUGUUAUUGGUAACCUCUGCGUUGCCCCAACCGAAGGUUCUGGAAGGUCAAGUUUGAUAUUCGAUCACUUAGUUUCACUUGUUAGAAGCGGAUGCCUUCGGGGUUUCGUUGACCUGGUUAGAUCUGCUGAUCUUGAAGCCGCGCGACUUGGACUUCAAUUCAUGGAGCUGGUAUUAAGAGGGAUGCCCGAUGGUGAGGGGCAAAAGUUGGUUGAAAAAGAGGAUGGAAUUGAUGCCAUGGAACGGUUCCAGUUUCACGAAAAUGAAGACCUUCGGAACAUGGCUAACCAGUUAGUUGACAAGUACUUUGGGGAGGACUAUGGGGUAGAUCAAUAGUGUGGUGUAUCUUUGUUGGCCAUGUAACAUGUAGCUAGGAUACCAAGACGUUAACUUUUUAAGGUUGAAUACAGUUGUUUUCAUGAGUUGGGUAUAUAUGUACGUUUCCUUUGACA
Messenger RNA from Erigeron canadensis, 1759 nucleotides. RefSeq names its product importin subunit alpha-9-like. Lineage: Eukaryota; Viridiplantae; Streptophyta; Magnoliopsida; Asterales; Asteraceae. Gene Ontology annotation, molecular function: nuclear import signal receptor activity; protein binding. The transcript is spliced from 11 exons. Gene Ontology annotation, biological process: NLS-bearing protein import into nucleus. Gene Ontology annotation, cellular component: cytoplasm; nucleus. The record is from RefSeq and is a predicted model, not a curated record. The coding region runs from base 84 to 1643 and encodes 519 amino acids.